AUGCAGUCCUCCGCUGCCGCCCGCCUCGCCUACAGCCUUGAUUCUGGGGCUGAGGGCUCGUUUCCCGAAAGGCACCUCGACGAUGAUGUGGCGCCGUCCUCGGGUAUCGGACCCGAGGGCUAUAAACCGGCCGUCACAGCAAGCCAUAUGUUCGAGCCGAGCGUCACACCACUCCCCUCCCACGCGUGGCCAGGCCAAAAUCAGCCAUUCCUUCCUUACAGCCAUCACCAUAUUCCCGCCCACAACCAGCUUGUCGGCACGACUGCCAUAUCGGGCCCAGAGCAACAAACCAUUGCCCCGUUGCGCCCAGAAUGGACCUCACUCCGCGAGCAAAAUCCCCGAGGCGCUCGCUGGCUAGCGGCGCAGUCCGAGUUCGCCGUCGACGACGACUCCAGUUCAGUCACGAGUCCCGAUGGCGGCCCAGAUGAAUUCUGUCCGCCGCUGCCAACCCAGUCAUCGCAAAAUCCCAGGCGGCUAAGCACUCACCGCAUAGCCAGACCAACAGAAGCACCGGCACCCAUACCAAACUUCCAGCCGACCGCGCGAUCGGGGAGACCCUAUAUCCCAGACUUCGACUACAACAUGGAGUGGCCCGAUCCGUCGGAUGCCGGUGGCUUUUUCAUCCCACAGCCCAACUACGAAAACGCCGCCGGCAAAGGACCCGAAAUAGAAGUCACAUAUCGUGGCAGCCCCUCCUCGUCGUCUAAGGUCGACUCGAAAAGAAUCGCCCACAAGCUGUCGGAGAAGAGUCGGCGCAACAGGCUCACAAUCGCGAUUCGAGAAAUCCAGAAGCUGCUUCCCUCCGAAGUCGGGGGUGAAGACGACGGUGAGGCUCCAUCACAGCAAGACGCCGACUACACCGUCCGACCCGGCGUGCCCAGCAGCAAGCUUGACAUCGUCGAGAUGGCGGUUGGGUUCAUCAAGGACCUAAAGGAGAAGAAUGCGGUGAUGAAAAGGAGGUUAAGAGAGCUGGAGAAGGAGAUGGAGAGGUGUCAGUGCCGACAUGGCCCACAGGACGCUGUCAUGGCUGAGUCAGAAUCAAUGUCGAAACCUUCGUCUACGGAAGACACGGCGGGCUGA
This is a messenger RNA of Parathielavia appendiculata, 1080 nucleotides long. RefSeq lists its product as uncharacterized. The transcript is spliced from 2 exons. Lineage: Eukaryota; Fungi; Ascomycota; Sordariomycetes; Sordariales; Chaetomiaceae. The coding region runs from base 1 to 1080 and encodes 359 amino acids. The record is from RefSeq and is a predicted model, not a curated record. Gene Ontology annotation, molecular function: protein dimerization activity.